This is a messenger RNA of Aspergillus versicolor CBS 583.65, 2196 nucleotides long. Its product is annotated as TLC domain-containing protein. The coding region runs from base 390 to 1718 and encodes 442 amino acids. Gene Ontology annotation, molecular function: sphingosine N-acyltransferase activity. The transcript has 3 exons. Gene Ontology annotation, cellular component: membrane. The record is from RefSeq and is a predicted model, not a curated record. Gene Ontology annotation, biological process: ceramide biosynthetic process. Lineage: Eukaryota; Fungi; Ascomycota; Eurotiomycetes; Eurotiales; Aspergillaceae.
GGCGCGAUGGCGCCAAGUACCACAGCGAGAAGCCAACGUGAUCCGGCGAGAAAAAAAAGAUGAACCCCUGGAUUUCUCUUCUUUCAGCCUGACAUCAGCGUCACUGUACGACCCCAGACGUCCCUCCUUUUUUACGUCGCUCUUCGAUUCUUGCUUGUCCAUAUUUUCAAUCCUUCCGUUAUCUUCUCGUCGGUGUAUUAUUGCCCUCGUCUUCUCUCGCACUCCUUCCCCUCCGCUCUGCCAACUCCAGCUUGCCUCGGUUCUAGCGCCGCCCGAUACGUCACGCACUUCGAGUCAUUCAAGGACGUCGUAUUAUCGAAUACAAUCCGACUGGGGGAAAGGAUUACCCGACAUUUUUCUCCGGAGAAAACUUCUCGCAUUACACUAUCAUGGGCCGCGCGCGCAAGUCGAGCAACCUUGGGGCUGACAUUCGGGGAGACACUAGCGCUCCGGCGAUGUCUACCAUGAACGAGGUCAGCCCAGUCGAUGCAAAGCCACCGCAAUGGGACAAUGUCGUUCAAUCCACCUCGGAGAAGUCGUCCAAGCCGCAGUCGAAGCGUCGCAGAAGCCGAUCAUAUCUGCGCCGCUUCAAGGAUACAUGCCUUAAGCAUACUUGGGUACUGCCUCUAGUAAUAAUGGCGGUUCUCCUUCUCGCGUAUGCCGUCAACCCGACCACGUCGAACCCGAUGCACUCCGCCAUCUUCCUAUCUUACCCCGAGCCCCCGAAAACUCCUGGCGGUCCGAUUAUGUAUGGUAAAGGCCCAAAGGAUAUUGCCUUCUGCUGCUUCUAUACGGUCGUUCUCUCUUUCACGCGCGAGUUUCUGAUGCAGCGCUUAAUCCGCCCUCUCGCCGUAUACUGUGGAAUCCGCGGAAAGGGUAAAACAGCCCGGUUCAUGGAACAGGUGUAUACCGCCAUCUAUUUUGGCAUAUUCGGUCCCUUCGGUCUUUACGUCAUGAGCCGCACCAACAUCUGGUACUUCAACACAACUGCCAUGUUUGAAGGAUUUCCUCAUCGGUCGCACGAGGGCCUUUUCAAGGCAUAUUACCUACUCCAGGCCAGUUACUGGGCGCAGCAAGCUAUUGUUCUCCUUCUGCAGUUGGAGAAGCCACGAAAGGACUUUAGGGAGCUUGUUGGACACCACAUCAUCACACUCGCCCUUAUUGCGCUGAGCUACAGGUUCCACUUCACGUACAUCGGUCUUGCUGUCUACAUCACUCAUGACGUGUCGGAUUUCUUCCUUGCGACCUCCAAAACACUCAACUACAUCGACGCUUACAUCACUGCUCCCUACUUCGGGUUUUUCGUUUUCGUCUGGAUCUAUCUUCGCCACGUACUGAACCUCAAAUUCCUUUGGGCUGUUCUUACCGAAUUCCGCACUGUCGGUCCCUUUGAGUUGAACUGGGAAACCCAGCAGUACAAGUGCUGGAUCAGUCAGUACAUCACGUUUGCCCUACUCGCCAGCUUGCAAGCUGUCAACGCCUUCUGGCUCUUCCUGAUUUUGCGCAUCCUCAAGAACUACCUGUUUACCUCCAUCAAGAAGGAUGAACGUAGUGAUGAUGAAGAUGAGGAGGAAGAGGAAGAGGAGCUCAACCAGGCAGGCAACAGCACCGCAGCUGUGGCUACUGGUACUGAGCAGGCGUCUCUAACGGCACGCUCGGUCAAUGCGGAGAAAAAGACACCGCAGGUUAUGGUCAACGGGCAGCCAGUGAAGCGGUAAUGCCGCAAAUCUUCUCGAUAAUGGGCCCUGGCUCCCACCGCGCAUUCACUCAGGAUUACUUGGAUGCAUAUAAGGACGUUCGCUCAUGCGACUGUACCAACCAGGAACCGCUGAUAUAAUGUCGCUUUAAAGCUACUACGGACAUCAUUUGUUCCUUGCUACUAGAGUUUAUUGCAUGUGCUGGUCGUUGUUAUCAAACUCGGCACGCACUUUUUACUUCUUCCUUGUACCACCUUUGGUUUGUAUUGUGUCAGAAAAGGCGCGCUCGAAUGGAUAUAGCGAUGAUUCAUGAAGAAGCAUUAUGGUGGAAUUAGGUAGCUACUAGGUUAGGUGCCUAUUUACCGUUUCUUAAUAAUACUAAUGUUAAUGUGAAAACCUGCCGACUAUGAGCCUGAUAUUCUCCAAACUCUUCCUUGCGUAGAGCUAGACGGAAUGUUUACCCAGACGGGGGUCCAGUGACUCUAGCCACUCAUUAAGC